ACGGCCAGCCGCCUAUCGACCUAUCGAUUCAGGCAGUCGAACUCGGAGUGCAGCAAAAGUGCGGGAAAUCUCCGGAAAUGCUUUAAUUAACGAACUGUUUGCCCCGCGAGCGUUGACAGCCGUCAGAAUCGUUCACAGUGUAACUGCCAAAUGUUAUUGUCAAUUGUUGUGUGAAAUUCGCCAGUUUGCCAGUUUCCUUUUGGUUUUUUUCUUCUCUACCUCUUCGUGCGCGAGGGAGACGGAAGCAGUCCCCAGCAUUCGCAUUCACCAUUUUCUCCCGUCUUCUUUGUUAAAAAAGUUUGUUGCGGGGUGCGCGCUCGCCAAACGAAUAAAAUCGGCGAAAAUCGAGAAAAAAAAUUAGCGCAAAUGUAAAUAAACAAGGCUCGGAUGAGCAGUGCUUCGAUAAGCCAGCAAAAUGUGCGUAAAAAGCGAGAAUCAGUGACGAAAACAACAACUACGUGCUGCUGCGUUCAUUGACGUGACGCGCGAGCGUGAGUGUGUGCGUGCGUGUGUGUUUGUGAGUGUGUGUGCUGGCUGCUUCCGUGUGUGUGAGUGGUGUGUGUCAAAAAAAGCGUUUUUCAAACAACAAGCCAGCAACAAACAAAUCACCACAACACGUCACAAAUUGCAAUACAAGCCGAAGCAGCAACACCUCAAAUCAAAAGAGCCCCCCAGCAACAACAACACCAAAAUCAUCAUCUGUCGUGUUCUCAGAAGAAGAAGAAGAAGGAAUAGCGUGAGAGAGAGAGGGGGCAAAAAGAAAGUCAACAGUCGCGUGUGAAAUGAAAUUCGAAAAAUGUCCGCGUGUGUGUGUGUUGAGUGUAUAGAAUUGAGUAAGAAGCAGCGCGGCAAAAGGAAAUAAGCUAAAGCAAUAGCAUUAAAAGGAACUACCAGCCACCAGCAGCAAUAACAACAAAUAACCAAUGAAGCAAUCAAAUUUGGCAUAAUUUGCAUUGGCCGACGUUUUUGUCUCUAAAAGCCCCCCAAAAAAAACCACCAUACAACACAAGCAGCACAAAUCUUUUGCCAAUGAGUCGCAGACAGUCAUUGGAUCGACCAGGAAUAUUGUCUCCUCCGGGUCCGUUUCUGACGCCCAGUCCAUCGCCAUCGAUCUCAGCUAGCCCUCGUCUGCAACCAUCGCCAUCGCUUUCGCCGUUUCCACAGGAUGUGGUGCUCGUAGCCGGUGGCAGUCAAGUAAACGCCAACAGCAAUCCCCAGGAACACGAGCGCAAGGCGGCGACGCCUGGCAGGAGACAGUCCAUCCACCAGUUCACCAAUGGCAGUCCCAAUGCUGGAACCGUCGUCUUUCAGCCGAGCCCCUCACAAUCGCCGGCCGCUGCCACGACGGUCAUCGGCGUGACCAGUGGUGGCCUGAUAGCCACCGCCGCCGGAGGAACUGGAGCCGGCUUAGGUGCCGGUGUAGGAGGAGGAGCUGGUAGCAGUGCCGGAGUGGGUGUGACCCUGCAUGGAAAUGCCAUUGGGAACGAGCUGAAUGCUACUCUGGUGGGAUCCAAUAAUAUCCAGCUCAAUAAGAAGGGCACAAAGCGGGCAACCCAGCAGCAGCAGCAGCAGCAGCAACAACAGCAACAGCUGGGCCACCAGAUCUUCAGCAGCGCCGUUGCACCCACCUCGAUCAGCAGUGCGACUGCGGUGGCAGCCGGGGAGGAGGCUAUGGACAGUUCAAUGCCACCGCCAUCAGCACGCCCACCUCGUUUGCCACCUCGGUUGGCAGUGUGGUCACCAGCAGCGGGGCCAAAGGUCCGACGAAGGGUCAGAAGGGGCAGCACCAGCACCAGCAGCAGCAACAGCAGUUCCAGCACUACCAGAGCAGCAGUCCCCUGAUAGCGGACAGUCCCAUCCCGAGUCCAGCGGCGCCAUUGCAGCGGCUGCGAUUAAGCCGCCAACGCCGCAGCCGCAACCCAUGCAGAUGCUGCCCCAGCAGUUCACCAUCUCGCAGCAGCCGCAGCAACAGCAGCAGGCGCAGCAGGUCUUCCAGUUUACAGGACCGCAGGGCCAGCUCAUAGCCACCACACAACAGCAGCAGCAGCAGCCCAUCCAGCAGCAGCAGCAGCAACAACAACAGCAGCAGCAGCAACAACAGCAACCGCAGCCUCUCCAGCAGCAGCAACAUCGAUUCGUUAGCAAUGCCGGAGUUACAAUGCCAACCGGCAAGACCGGCAAGGCACCGCAACAAAUCCUGCCCAAGCCGCAGCAGGAGCUGCAGCAGCAAAAGAAAGGCUCGACCGCCGGUGGAGCACAGAUCUCGCAGUCGUCGCAACAAACUGGCCAGGCCAACAAUCCCACCCAACAACAACAGCAGCAGCAACAACAGCAGCAGAUCCUACUACCUGCAACCACCAACCAGCCACAGUUGCUCCUCAACCAGAUGCCCGUGCUGGUGCAGCAGAAUCCGCAGGGCGUCCAGCUGAUCCUGCGUCCGCCCACACCACAGCUGACGACCACGCCCUCCCUGGUCAUCCAGCAGAAUGCCCGGGGACAGCCCCAGCUGCAGACGCAGCCGGCACAGCAGCAAUUGCUGCGGAUAGUGGGCACCAAUGGAGCGACCAUGCAGCUGGCUGCCGCGCCCACCUUUAUUGUGUCCUCGCAGGCGAACCUUAUCCAUCAGACGGCGGCGGGUCAGUUCCAGAGCGCCAUCAAGACUGGCACGCAGCUCACGGGUCUGCAUGCGGCCCUAGCACAGGCCCAGGCCCAGGCGCAGGCGCCACGAUCUCAGCCGUUUGCCACGACGGCCACGUUGAACCAGCUCCUCGGCCAGAGUGUGGCCGCCCAGCUGCAGAAUCUGCAAUUGGCGGCGGCCCAAAUCCAAAUGCCCAACGGUCUCACCGCGAUCUCCCAACUGCCAGCUCAUCUGCAGCAGAGUUUGGGUGGAGCCACCAUCAUGAAUCAGCUGAAUGGGGCUCAUCUCCAGCAGAUAGCCAAUGCUUUUCAGACGCCGCAGGCUCCGGGACAAACAACGGCGAGGUGCAGCACGACGGCGGAGCUCUUUACCCAGUCCUCGCCAGCGCAUGUGCCGUUGGCCGUCACCCCAGAGCCACUACGUCAACCGACGCCGGUUCCCAUGAUGCAGCAGCAACAGCAGGCGGCGAUGGCCACCAUUCAGUUGCAGCCACAGCAACAACAGCAGCAGGCGCAGAUCCCAUUGCAGCAUCAACUGCAGCAAACUCAAUCCCAGGUGCAGCAGGCCCAGCAAUCUGUCCAGGCGACCACUGUUCCGGAGCCCAAGAAGAAGCCGCGACCACGCAAGAAGAAGCAGGCGCCAGCAGCAGCAGCUCCAAUUCAGCAGCAGGCAGCCGCUCCUCCAGUUGCGCCCGUCGAGGUGAGACCACCGACACCCCAGAAAAUAGCCACGGCCACGCCCACGCCACCGCAAAUAGUACGCUCCAAGUCGCCAUCGCCACCACCAACGACCAUCCAGCGAAGUAGCAAUGGAAAGCUAGAUCUCGGCGAUGUGAUGAAGUUCUGCGGAAUCACUGGGGACGAUGACGACGACGAGGACUACGGGAUGGGUCUAGACACAGGGCUAGCACCCGAACCUGAGCCAGCGAACCAGACCCAGGCGACUACCGGCAGCGGAGCAGCGACGGCAGGCAGCAGCGGCGACAUCAUGAUCUCCAUACCGAACCAAAACGGCAGCGAUGGCCUGCCAUUCACCCUGACCAUUCCCGCUCCGCAGCCCCAGUCCUCGACGUCCUCACAGGCGGGAAACGAAUCAGCCACCGAAAUACCAAAUAUCCUCAUCAAGAUCGAUCCUAGUGCGGAGGCAGCGGUGCCGCCAUUUGGUCUGUCCACUCCGCGGCUGCCCACGGCCGAGGAGAUCCAACAGGCACAGCAGCAUUUGGCGCAACAGGCGGCAGCAGCUGCAGCGGCGGCCAAGGCGACCACUACUGCCACUCCGACCAUAAACAUAAGCCUGCCCAGCAUGACGCUGCAGCCGCAGGUGACGCCGGCACCCAUGGUCACGCCCACCCCGGCGCCAACUUCCAACCCCGUGUCCACAACGGCGGCUGUGAAGCCAAGAAGAAAGCCUGCGGUGCGGAGGAACACGAAGAAACCGGAGUUAACCACCAGCAGCGGCAGUACCAUGAUCUCAUCGAGCAGCAGCACCACAACGAUCAGCAGCAGCACUAGUACCAUCCUAAACAACAGCCAACCCACCACUGUAAACACCAUCACACUGACCACGCCCACUCCCGCCACGAGCAGCAGCAAUCCCACCCUGAUGCUGACCCACGGAACGUCGACGGCAGUGCCAAGUCAGAUUGGCAACAUUCAGAUCUCACAGGUGCACAAUCAUCACCAGUCCGCCCUGCCAGUGAGCAGUGCGGUCGAGAACAAGAUCCAGAUAAUGCCGAUCCUUCCGCCGGGAGCAACGGUGAUGGGAGGUACACCUGGAGCGGGGUCUCAUGCGCCCACAUCCCAAUCCACCCAGUUGGUCUUUCAGCCAACGGUGCCCUCGGUGGCGCCUACGAUCAGUACGGAAUCCACUGGGUUCAAGUUGUCCAGCGAUGGUCGACAGAUGCAACUGGUGGCCAUACCGCAGGCCACUCCACCGCCGGCGACAGCCAGUGCGGCCCAACCAGCAGUCUCUACGCCCACGCCGGCCUUAACAGCCGGUGGAGCCACUAUUCUGCCACCUCAGUUAACUGGAAUGCCCGCCAAUGUAUCGGUUUCAGUGGGAUCUCCUGCAUCGGCUGCGGCUCUGGUGCCACAGCUCACUGGUAGUCUCACGCUCACCGUGUCCGAGCAAUGCGAGCGACUGAUCCUGCGACAUGAUCCCAAUAAUCAGGACCAUCAAUCGCAGCUCAUCCUGCAGGCACUGCUCAAGGGCGCCCUGCCCAAUGUGACCAUCAUCAAUGAGCCGACGCGUGUGGAUCCCAACAAGCAGCCAACGCCGAUGUUGCAGUCCCAACAGCAAGUCAUCCAAAUCCCUCAGCCAGUGGCUCAACCUCAGCCCAUUCUGCAGCAGCAACAAGCGCUACCCAAGGUUUCAACAGGUCCCAAAAUAGAAGUUAAAGUGGCUAACAAUAGAAAGUUGUCAGGACAGGGAACACACACCGCCAGCAGCAUGCUGGGAAUGACGAGCACCACAACCACCAUGUCCACGAUGAAGCCCCCGGCAACCAUGCCCGCCAAGCAAAACGAAAUGCUGUCCUCCUUCCCGCCUCUGCCGCUCAACUCCCAGGUUCUCAUCCAGCAGCAGCCACUGAUUCAGACGCAGCUGCAGCCCCAGUUGCAGCCCGUCACCGUGCCCGUGAGCCUGCCCACUCAGCCAACAACCAUCUCCGUGCCAAUACCCUCGCCGGCGCCUGCUCCACAACUGGCCAACAGUGGACAGCAGCGCUAUAUUGCCCUGCCGCCCAUCGAUCCCACCACUCAGCAGUUGUUCUGCCUGAACAGCGUGACCAAUCAGAUCACGGCGAUGAGCGCGGGUCAAACGGCAGCUUCGAUUGGACCCACAGAGCGCCUGCUCAUUGCUCCGGCUGGGAUAAAUGCCCAACAGCUGGCCCAGUGCUUGCAGUUGGGACAACUCCAUUUCAACGAUGUUAAUCCACUGCCCGCCCAGCAGCAGCAACAGCAGCAGCAAGUCGCGGUCAGUGGUGCCUCAUCGUCGAUGGCACUUUCUAUGCCACUGCGACCUCAGCCACCGCAGCAGCAGAUUGUGCAUCCCAUCCAGCCGAUAACGAAUGGAUUGGCCAUCACCACAACGGCCAGUACCACAUUGACCACCACCACGAGCACCACCUCACUGACCACGGUGACCAAACAGGUGGCCAAUGUGGCGCCAAUAAUCGAUCAAAGCAAGGCGAAACUGGAGCCGGCUAAGGCAGCCACCAGUGGAGCUGGUGGUGGCGCGGUGGUUAAGAAGAAGCCGGUGAGGAAGCCCAAGGCGACGCCAACCAAUGCCUCCGAGUUGGCCAAUCUAAAGAACGCCAGCGUGGUUAAGCCGAUGCCAAAGUUGGAUCCCCUUUCGCAGAAGCCCAACAACAAUCCGGUGCAAAUUGUCCAACCGAAUGUGGCCAGUGGCAAACAAAUGAUUGUGGUGGGAAGCUCCAGUUGCACAACAACCACCACGACUACGAUGAGCGCCAGCAUCCAGCCCUUCCAGACGACGAGUGGCACCAAAUUGGUGGGCGUUACGGUGCCAAUGCAGCAGCAACAACCGACUGGCACGGCAGCGAUAUUGCAACAACAGCAGCAACAGAGGACGAGCUUUAGCUUGACGGCCACCACGGUGGCUACACCUGCUCCGAUGCCAUCUCCAACAGUGGCUUCUGGAGUCACCCAACUGCAAUUGCAGCAGCUGCCACCCCAACAACAACAGCAGCAGCAGCAGCAGUUGCAAUCCCAGCAGCAGCAGCAACAAUUGCAAGCUCCCAAGCAACAACAACCGCAACCGAACACUGUGUCACGGGUCCAGACCAUCCAACUAACACCCCAAAUGCAACAGAUUUUCAAGCAGGUCAGAUGCAGAUCCAGUUCUCACCAUAAAGCUGCAGAACAAAACGACCUUUUGCCCGUCUCCCAGGAAAUUGAUCCGUCAACCAUUGCUGCCUACAACAAGCCGAUGACCGAUGCGGAAAUAAAUCUGGCACUGCAGCGACUCUUUGCCGAACAGCACCGAAUCCUGGCCUCCGGCAAGGAGGUGCCCACUCCGGAGGGUAUGUUGCCAACGGCAAACGGAAGUGGAGGAUUUACGCUGAUGCCCCAGGCAGUGCAGCAGCAACAACAGCAGCAACAGCAGCAGCAGCAGCAACAGCAGCAGCAACAGCAGCAGCAGCAGCAGCAGCCACAGUUACAACCGACGGUCUCUGAGCCACUGAAGACAAUCGUGCCCGCCAAUGUGGUGCAACCCAACAACCACUCAUCCACCACAGCAGCCGGAGCAGCCGCUGGUGGUGUCGUAGCUACUCCCAAUGCCCAGCAGAACAUAACCCAGAGGAUACACAUCUAUCCCAUGCAGCACCAGCAGCAGCAACAGGCGGGCAACAAACAAAAGCAGGCGCAACCCAAACCGCAGCAGGAGCAACAGUCACAGCUCCAAAUAAAACCCAAAGAGCCGGCCAACAGGAACAAAGCCAAUAGCAACCAACAGCUGCAGCAAAACCCACAACAACUGCAACAACAGCCACCCAACGGAAGCAUCAAUAUGUUACCACAAAAAGUAAAUAUGCUGCCUGUCCAGCAGCAACAGCCACAACUUCAGCAGCAGCAAUCGCAGCCAACAUUGCUCAACAAGAGCGGACCACCACCUCUGAUCUUCGCCAGCUCCACAAAUCUGCUUAACAACAGCAACAGUAGCAACACUCUUACUAGCAAUUCGGCAAUGCAAGUUAACAGCAUGUUGCCUCUGCCACCAUUGCAACCCCAACAGCAGCCGCAGCAGCAGUUACAGCAGCCGCAGCAACAGCAGCAGCCAACGCCAAUCCUACCACCAGUAGCCGCGGCAAUGGGUGUUGGAGUGGCGCCAGGACCAAUUGGAAAUCUUGUGCCAACACUACCGAGCAUUCCGAGCCUGCCCCUUUACAUGCCGAACAAAAUGGACGAAAUGCCAACGCAGAAACCCAAAAUUGCACGCCUCUCCUUAUUCGUGCGCCAACUGGAGGUGGACCAGGAGAGCUGUCUGAAGCCGGACUAUGUUAAGCCCUUCCGCACCAAGGAUGAGGCGGUUAAGAGGCUAAUCAGGUACCAUUGCAUGCAUGAAAACGAUGUUGAGUUGCCGUCCGAUGAAGACGAGGAGUUUGAGUCCACCGCUCUGGGAUUCCAGGACAAGUUCAGACAGCUAAAUGGCAAGUUCCAGGAAAUACUGAUGCAGGAAUCAACGUUACAACAUCGCACCUCUGAGAUCCUGCAAGUGCAACAGCUUAUGAUUGACGAUCUUAAAGGCGAGAUCAACGACAUUCGCACCGCUGAAAAGGAGUUGGAGCAGCAGCUGAAGGAGGAGCAGAACAGAAAAUCAACGCUGGCCAGCGAUCUCCAGCCAGAGGCUAAGAUUAAGGAGGAGAUUAAACAGGAGCCGAUCGAUAAGUCAGCUCAACCGGACGGCGUUGUAGAUAAGUUUGAUUUACUGAAAAACAGCGCUGAUGUCAACAAGGCAUUCAGCAAGUCACAGCCUCAGCAGAGUACGACAGUAAAGAUUGAGGAAAGCAACGAAGCUGGUGAGGCCUCAGUAAAUGGAUCUGUGAAGAGCGAGGGUCAGGACAAGGAAUCUUCGAAGUACAUCAAAAAGGACUACGAAUUCGAUAUCGAGUCUGAGCUCACCACCAGCUUCAUCAUGAAAAAGGUGGAGAACAAAGCAGCUUUGGCCAAGAGCGCGGAGGCUCGCUACCAAGAAAGAAACUUGAUGGACCAACAACAGCAGCAGCAGCAACAGCAACCACAUAUCAAGGGCAAUGGAGGAGAUGCAGUGGACCAGGACGAUGGCUGGUAUUGCCUGCAAAAGGAGCUUCAUCUUAUGAAUAAUGAUCCAAUGCAGCAACCGACACAACAGCUAAAUGGCAACCAGCAGCAUAUGCCCAUCAACCGCCAAACGGCGCAGCAGCAACACAGCACUUCUUAGACAACUCCAACUCUAAACAUGAUGAACAACAGUAACCACAUGUCCGACCUUCCCAAUGGAUGCAUUGACAAGAGCAACCAGAGUACCAAGAGCAGCAAUAGUAGUUGCGUUAGCGAAAACCAUGCUGGCUCCAAUCCCGUCAAGACUGUCUCGUCGUGCAGUGGCCAACGCGAACAGCCGGUAGUCAUCGAUGCUGAGCAACAGAACGAGCAUCCUGCCAUCAGUGAGUUCUUCAGCAGCGACUCGGAUGUGCAAAAGUCCGUGGAGACGCGACUGGAGGCCAUGUUUGGGGAGUCACCCGUGCAUCUGGACGUGAGUAGCAGCGAUGCCCACGAUAUUGAGUCAAACCUGGACGAGAUCUUUGGGGACUCGAAAUCGCCGGCGGUCAACCACAAGAGUAAGAUGAGCAUGUGGGUGCCAGAUGCCACAUUUAUGCAGCAGACGCCGCAGCAGCAGGCGCCGCAACAGCCACAGUAUGCAGGCGCGCAACAACCAUCACAGCAGCAACAUCACAUUGAACUGAACUGCAACAAUAAUCCACGCUGGAUGCAAAGCAUGGAGGCGCACUACAGCGAUUCCUUUCCAGCGACCAGCAACGGCGAGGUGGUGAAUGGAGGAGAGACGCGGAAACGGAGCUGGGAUAGCCAGCUGAUGGCCGGCAGCGAUAUGGAAGAUGACAACAGCAAACGUCUGUGCACUGCUUCGUCGUCGUCCUCUUCGUCGCCCAUGUCGUCGCAGCAGCAGCAACAUGUCCCAGUGCCCCAGCAUGGUCUCCUGGACUCGGACAUGCUGCCAGCUGGGCCCCAGAUGUUCAUGGAGCAGCAGCAACAGCAGGUUCCACAACACAACUUUUCCUAUGCCAACAUACUGGAUCAGCAGCAGCAACAACAGCACCAGCAGCAACAUUUCCAGCACAACCUGCAGCAACAGAUACAGCAGCAGCAGCAGCAGAUGCAUGUUAACCACAUGGGCGGAGCAGCAGUAGUGGCUGGUGGAGAGUACGACGAUGACAUUAGUCGGCAUGUGGCCAGCGCCAUUGACAGCAUCCUGAAUCUGCAGAACAGCGGUGACUUGCAGUUCUCUCUGGGCUCGAUCCUGGGCGACACGCUGGACGAUCAGCGGCAGGCAGGCGGCACUAUGCCCAGCUGCCAGCAGGAGCAGGUGAUUCAGCGUCGCCGCCAACUGGGUGAGGAGAUGAACGACUGUCAUAGUGGCGGUGGCUCUGCAGUUAGCGGAGUGGCGGACAACAGCAGUAACAUUCUGUUGGAGCACCACCACCAACAGCAUCAGAUGAUGCAGAGCCAUCAGCAACCGCCCCACCUGCAGCACCAUCACCAUCAGAACAUGACGCGCCAGGCGCAGCAUUUGGGACAACUGAACGACUUUAGCUGCGUGGCCGGCGGCUUGGACGAUCCGGUCAAGUCGAUAAUGACCUCCUGACUUGGAGCGCCAAGCACCUCCGCCGCGGAAAAUGCCUCCAACAGUCUGAUACUAGAGUUUAAUGCCACCACCUUGUGAAAAACGGUUGAUAAUAAUGACUUCCUGAUUGUAUAGAUACCCGUCUUAGUUGUCCUUGGUUAUUGUUUUACCCCCGAGUACAACCUUUAAUUAGAUUUAAGUUGAAACCGUAGCAUAAAUUGUUUUUAAUUAUUGUUUGUAUUGUUUAGUCCAAUGUUUUGUACAAUAUUUGACCAACCCUCAGAUUACCAAUUACUUAAUACAAGGGGAAUGAAGAAAGAGAGAGAGGUGAAAGUGAAGGCAUCGGCAUCUAUAAUACGACAGCCCCAAUAAAGCCAAUAAAGCAAUUGACGUGGUGAAUUGAAAACUAAACGACGAAUAGCAUCAAAUGCUUCUCACAGAGGUACACUAAACGGAACAUAAUAUUAUAAAUUAUAUAGCUACAGUAACUAAGAGAAAGCCCCUAGACAAUUUAUUCAAAUGAAACCAAGAAAAGUACGUAAGGAAAUGAAGGCAAUGAUGGGAUGAGGAGGAAUCACGCGCAAACAAAAGGGAAAGAAAACGAAUUGGUUGUAUAAUUCAUAAUUAAGUUACUUGAAGCAAUUCUGAGAAACAAUUAAAAUCACGUUGCCAAUUUUGUUGUCGUUGGAAUAUCAGGCAGAGCAAUUUAUCCGCAUCCAAUCGAUUUUUAGAAGCCCAGAUAAAAUAUAUUUAUUUAAGAAUUACGUUGCGAAAGAGUUUUGUAAAUAGUUAGAGCAUGCAGCAGUUUCAAUCGCGCCCCAGGAGCUGUCUAACCAGAUUAUAAAUAUAUAUAGCUAAGCAUUUUUAAAGAGGAGAUAUCAUUUAAAGCGCUUUACGUACGACUGCUUCUGAUAUUACAGACAAACAAACCAACCAACCAACCAACUAACCUAUUGACGUGCUCAAUUCGAGAGUAAAGAAUAUUUCGGCAUAGCUACGGGUGUCAUUGGAAAGCAAAUGCAAAGAUCUUAGGGAUUAACGAGUACCAACUAUGGCAAACUACGAAGCAAACCAAAAGCAGUUCAAAAAUCACAAUUUUAGCCAAUUUAGUUUAAACAUUUAUAAAUUAUUGAAUCUAAUGUAAUAUCUUAUACACUUAAACCGAUCGAUUGAAGAGAGGAGCUGAUAAUAUUGAGAUGAGGAACCACAGGAAAAAAAAAUAACAACAAAUUAACGAAUCGUAUCAAUUGUAUCUUGAUCUUGCGACAAAUCUGACUUGUGAUUUGUGCCACGUUUUAAAUAUAGAUGUCUGAUUAGCUUGUAAACAUACAUAAUAAAUACGAUUAAAGUCUAUACAAAAAAAAAACACCCACACUCAGUAAGCCACUACAAAGUUUAUCCAAAACGAAUCGGAUUCGCGAGUCGCGAAAGCAAUUGUAAAUGUUUGGCGUGGGAAGGGCGGGCGCCACGCAUCAAUUACAUACCAAUUACAAUACUAACUACUACUUUAAUACCACCACUAACACACCUACUACGAUACGUACUACCAUGGACGGAAUGCUUGUAUUACGUGUAGUCUGUAAGGGAACUUCAAGAGGUACCAUAUUUUAAGAUGUGCUUCGUUUAUUCAGCCCCUCAUCCAUGAUUCCCAAACCAUAACCUGAACCCAUCCUCUCCCCUCAAAAAAAAAAACAAAGCUGUCCCCACCUGUCCAGCGUCCCGUCUGAGUUGCAUGAUCUUGUAUUUCUAUUUUGAAACUUUCUAGUUAUUAUUCAAAGACAAAUAACUUUCGUGUAAAAAUGUAUAUGUAAUAGCAUAAUUUAAGUUUGCAACCCAAAACUGAAUAAAUUUAAAUCUAUUGAUAGAUUAUUAAUGCGAAUUGUUUUAAGUUGUAUUUAGAACAAAAUCGAACUCAGAACUCAAGUCGGUCGCCCCUCCCGCAACCACCUUUCCACAACAACAAAGAGCAGUGUCGUCAUUUGAAUUGUUCAGCUAAAUGUGUCUAAAUGUAAUUUAACAUAAAGAGAAAACUAAAGAUUUUUAAACAAACAUUGUGAGUUUUAAUUAAACAUCAUCAGCAUAGGGAGAGAGAGACAGCAAAGCAAAGGAAACAACUUUAAUAUUUGAUAGUUUAUUAAGCCCAUCCAUUCAUAGUCGUCAUAAACAUUAAGUACAUAAAACAAAACAAACAAAAGAUUCAAUAUAAAUCUCACUGAAACGCAACAAACCGAAAACCCAACUGAGAACGAAAACUAAAUAAAAGGAAAUGCAAUCAAA
Messenger RNA from Drosophila suzukii, 12274 nucleotides. RefSeq names its product BRD4 interacting chromatin remodeling complex associated protein (gene Bicra). The record is from RefSeq and is a predicted model, not a curated record. NCBI's taxonomy places the organism in Eukaryota, Metazoa, Arthropoda, Insecta, Diptera, Drosophilidae. Gene Ontology annotation, biological process: positive regulation of DNA-templated transcription. Gene Ontology annotation, cellular component: SWI/SNF complex.